Styela clava is the source of this 1970-nucleotide messenger RNA. The record is from RefSeq and is a predicted model, not a curated record. NCBI's taxonomy places the organism in Eukaryota, Metazoa, Chordata, Ascidiacea, Stolidobranchia, Styelidae.
AAGAUCAGAGUAAUAGUCCACUUGCUGGUUCAACCAUCUUUGAGAGUGUUUGAAAUAAAAUGGCCGAUUACCUCCCUCAACGGAAUGACUGCCAACAUCGGCAACGAUUUGAUUAACAAAGCAAUCCACAUGACUACCUUGUGGCAGUACUAGGUCGAUAUAAAUACCAACUAUACAAUAUAUUUAUUCUCAAAAACAACUCCACUCAAUUCAAAAUGACGAAUGAAAGUGAAACAUCGUUCUUAAAUAGCACAAUGGCUAUUUUGAAAAAUGCAACUUCAGACCUUGAUCUCACGAAUGUUAUCAUCAUAAGUCAGGCAGUCAAUGCCAUUCUCCUUUCAUUGUCUUCAUGGAUCUUUAUAUCAAUGAUAUACUAUGGAAUGACGAAUGAAAAUUGGAAAAAGAAUGACGGAAGGUCCAAAUCCAACAGUAAACUUGCCUAUAACGUUUGUAUGCUUUCAAUAGCUCUGCUUGUACCAAGAUAUUCCAUUUAUGCGGCAAUGUUUCAACUUCCUUCAAUAGAAAAUGCUUUACAGUGGUGUGAGCUGAUAUCAGAUGUUGCAAUAACAAUCCGACUUCUCUCUCGAUAUGCGAUGUAUUUUUUUCUCUGGCUGCGACAGAAACUCUUGUAUGCCCAUCCCUCAACUCUUCAACUUGCUGGAAAAUAUGUAAAUGCCAUCAGUUGGUUGGCACUGGCGGGAAUCACGUUAACCUUUGUGGGAAUUAUUGGCAACUCUAUUAUUCCGAAAAAGUUUAUUGGAUCUACUUAUGGCUGUGUAAAACGUACGAAUCGUUCUUCUUAUCCUUUAGUUGGAGCUCUUCUUGGUACAGGACUGACAUUGUCACAAGUUUUACUGCUGGGCUUGUUCAUUUACCCAGUGAUUCGAAGUGACAAAGUUAUGCAGAGGCACAAUCAAAGCCCGACCAAGAAAGCAUCAACCAAUGAAGUUCAUAACCAAUCGCGUUGUUUUAGUUGCAUCGCUACAAACUCCAGCAGUCCAGUAGGUCAAAUCAUAAAUCGUUGCAUAGUUGGCACAAUCAUCGCAAUUUUGUCAGACGUCUUAGGAGGUGGUUUAAAGAGCGUUCUACCCCACACCAUCUAUCCGCGCUCAAUAAUGGACACAAUAUUCGGCGUUAGCACUUUUAUCAACGCUUACUGUGCUCUAACAACAUUCAAGAGCCAUUGGUCCAUUCUGUUUGUGCUGUUUCGAAAAAAAAAUCGGGAAAAUAUCAAGGAACGACGUGAGAAUCGAGCUUCCCCUCCUUCGGCAGCGAGUGUUACCACUGCAGUAUAAGAAACGUUGUUUGAAACAAAACGAAACUUUUAUGCUCUAUGCAGAAUAGGAUACGUUGGAAUAUCAUUUUAAAGACAUGUUAAAUAUCCAUUACGGAUGGAACGUUCCCAGGAGACUGUGCUGCACCAAAUGAAAUGAAUCGCAAUUUUCAUAUGUGUUCAAUUUAUCAUUUUCAAGCAUUAAAAAAAUAAAGGAAUAAAUUGGAACACCUUUUCUAUUAUAACUGAGUUUAUAACUUUUGCAAUUUGUGUAGAAUAGAUGAUCGGAAUUAGGCGAUAUAAAAAGCGAAUAAAACAGCGAAUAUUUUGUGAAGAUAUUAUUUACGGUACUACAUAGGAAUAAGUUGUCCACGAUAAAUCGUAAGCGUAAAGAUAAAUCGUAAGAAAAAGUAUUCACACAUUUUUAUAUUCUCAUGAAUUACUCGAACAAUUUUUAUGUUCAAUAUUUACAUAGCGUUUUGCUCGGCUAUUUCUGUGAUAUCAAUCAAUUUGGCAGCUAUGAUGCACCGUAUGUAUGCUUUGUUCUCUAUUGUUGUUUAUGUGUUAUGUUUUACGUUAAGUUAACAGUAUUACAUAGUUUAUUUAUUUACAUUUAGUUAAUUUUGUUAGAAUAAUUCAUACUUUUUCCCACUCUAUAUUGUGAUAUGUGCAUUUACGUAACGAAGGAAAAACAUUU